AUGCGGUCUCUAGUCAUCUAUCUGUCGCUAUUUGUGAUCACAAUACUGCUGUCUGGCCACUUCUGGGACUGGUAUCGGUAUAGAGUCGAUACUUUUAAAAUGGAAUGCGCAUGCAAUAAAUCAUCAGGUAAAACUGCAGAAGAUAUCGGAAUCGUUGCCACUUACAAAGUUGACUCAACAGACAGCAUUCCUUCCGUGUGUGAGUUUCCAAGGGUAGAUCCCUUUGAGCCCAGUGUCGUAAAGAUAGCGGGGGUAGAUAAACAGACAGCCACCUGUGAGGGGAUGUAUUUGUCUGACCUGACCUACAUCGACGGCCAUACACUCAAGGUCAACACGAGUAUGGUUGAGGACUAUCUAAAUGUCAGCGACUUCCAACACUGCAAGUACCGAAGCAUCUUUCGCCAUAUCACUAAUGAUAAUAGCUUUAAAUAUGGCGAAUGGUCAAAACCUUUCAAGGAUAAGGUAGAUCUUCCAAAAGAUGCCGAGUUUUUGAAAGUGGAGUGCAUGAAAAAUACAUCAGAGCUUAUAUCCAAGACAUUCUACUACCUCGUUCCAAGACAUGAGGAACUGGAAGAGUUCGAUCUACUGAAUUUAAAAAAGCGGCAAGCAAUGUCCCUUCCGAAAGAAACAUUAAAUGUUAUUAUGAUAGGACUAGAUACAUUACCAAGACAUCAACUGAUCAGAGCCUGUAACAAAACAUAUUCAUAUUUGAUGAAUUCAUUCAAAUCAUUCGAUCUAACCCUGCAUUCUCAGGUAGGACUCAAUACAUUCCCCAAUUUUUUGCCACUGUUUGGUGGUCUGUCUUACGACGAGAUCGCAAAAUGGUGGUCAGACAAAUAUUAUUUGGACAAUAUAGACUUGCUAUGGGGCACCUUUGAAAAAGCUGGGUAUCGGACUUUGUACACUGAAGACUUUCCAGGAAUUGGGGCUUUUAAUUAUCAAAGGAAAGGUUUCAGGUUUCCUUUUGCAAGAUACAACACACGUCCGUUAAUUCUAGCAAUAUAUGAUGACAAGGAUCUUAUGAAACAGCGAUGGUGGUAUUGUUAUGGAAAUCAGCCCGAAAUGAAAUUUCUGUUGAAUUAUGUUAGUAAAUUUCUGGAUACAUUUUCUGACAAACCGGUGUUUGCGGUAGCGAUGCUCAGUAAACCAAGUCACGACCACGUUAAUGAGGUCAAAAUGAUUGACGAAUAUGUGUACAAUUUUUACCACUAUUUAAACCAAAAAGGUCACAUGAAUAGAUCGUUGGUGAUUUCAUUUUCAGACCAUGGUGUCAGAUGGGGGCCAUUAAGAAAUGCUAAGAACGGGAAUUUCGAUAGCAGAACGCCAUAUACAAUCCUGACAUUUCCGGACUGGUUUUUGAAGAAGUACCCGGAUGUGGCUGCGAACUUGGAGGUCAAUAGCAGACGUCUGACAUCUCAUUUCGACACUCAUGCAACUCUUCUAGACCUGCUCUACUUCAAAAGCAACCUAACGCCACAAGUUGCCUCUCUUAGACACGGAAUCAGUCUCUUCGAGAAGAUCCCCUGGGACAGGACCUGCAAAGAUGCCUCCAUACCUCUAGAAUAUUGCAUGUGUGGCUACACGGGACUUGAGGAACUCAACAUUACUUCAAACAUGUCUAUGACAUUGUCAAAUCUUGUUGUCAAAGCAAUAAAUUCAAAAACAGACAAAAAAGCCUGCGCUGUUUUCGAACUCCAUCACAUUAUUCGCGUUCUGAAAAUUUCCAUAACGGAUACUAAUUCAAAAAAGGAAAGGACAAUAUUUAAAGUAAAACUGGAAACAACCCCAGGAAACGUAAUGUUUGAAGCCAAUGUUUAUGCAGAUGACAGUACCCGUGAUUUGAAAGUAGGAAAUGAUAUCAAUAGGUUAAACCUCUAUAAAGGUCAGGCCGACUGCGUGAGCAAUGCUUUGUUAAGACCAUUCUGUUACUGUAAACGUUUACCCGCUAAAUGA
Candidula unifasciata is the source of this 1953-nucleotide messenger RNA. Lineage: Eukaryota; Metazoa; Mollusca; Gastropoda; Stylommatophora; Geomitridae. The record is from the annotation of a GenBank genome assembly.